AUGAAGAAAGACUUUCGAGGCAAAGCCAAGGCCAAGGCGGAUCUGAUCAAGCGGUUAGAGCAGUGCUUGGAACGAGAGGAGAAUCAGACUUGUGCGGAAUGUCCAGAACGGAACCCAACAUGGGCGUCCUUGCUGGUUCCUCCGUUGGCCCCAGACCAGGAAUCAGGAGAUAAAAAGGACAAGAAGGACAAGAAGGAUAAGAAGGUCAAGGCUAAGCACGUUAUGAUGGGGGUCUUUUGCUGUUACAAGUGUUGCAGCUACCACUUUCAGUUGGGAAGACAAGUGUGUGAAGUCAAGAACAUCAAGGUGGCGGAGGAGUGGAACUCAGAUGAAGUCAAAUGCAUGGAACUCAGUGGCAAUGGCAUGGUCAACACCAUUUACGAAGCCAGCAUGGUGCCUGAAGAGAAGAUCAUUGGUGCGUCAGCAGACAAAUGGAAGGAGCAGGAGCUGCGCUCCGCAUUUGUCAAGAAAAAGUACGAGGAUCGAGCUUUCUUCAAUGAGAAUGCCUACAAGGGACAAAUCAAGUUGCGUGGUGACCCGGAACACGAACGAAUGCUCCUCAUGUCGCUCAACCUGAUGAGCCAAGGCGCUGCCAAAGAGGAAGAGGAAAUUGCCGCUGAUACGAAGAUUACGAAAAAUUUCUCGGAUCCCAACCUCUUGUCGAUUCGUAAACGUGGCCCACGAGUAGCUAGUAUGACGGGAAGCAGAUCAAGCUUUAUCAUGAAGCUCAAGCAGCCGCGCAAAUCUGCAGGAGACUUGACCAAGUUGGAAAAAGAGAACGACUGCGACGAAAGCAACCAGGCAAAGCUCGGACGAAAAUACGAUUUGGGUUUUGCGAGUCCGGGCAAAAUUGCUUCGCUUGAUAAAGGGCUUGGUUUGGGCCUCGGAUCGAACGAAGGAGGCAAUCAGAAGGAGUCUGCUUUAGGCUUCGGCGCUACCCCCGAUGUCGCUGACCUUGGCUACGGCGAGGACGAUUUGGGCUAUGGCGCUGCUACCCCUCAUGACAAUGACGGCAUCGCACAGGCGCUGGCGCGUCGAGCCGUGGGCCGUCGCAACUCUCUUGGUGGACGAAGAGGAUCCGUCGGUGGACGCGGAUCCAUCGGUGGAGCAGCAACAAACGUUAGCGAGAAGACCCCAACACGCAAAAAGCUCAGGCAUCGCUCCUUGAGUCAUUUGGGAGCUGACGACAGUGAUGAUGACAGUGAUAGCAAGCCAGAAAAGGGACCUCCCCGCCGUCGCAAGCUCAGGCACCGUUCCAUGAGCCAUUUGGGAGAGGAGGACAGUGAUGAUGACAGCGAUGACAAGCCCGAAAAGGGACCCCCCCGCCGCCGCAAACUCAGGCACCGUUCCAUGAGCCAUUUGGGAGAGGACAGUGAUGACGAUGAUGUCAGCAUGGACGAAGGCAACAAACCGGCUAGACGAAGCACACCUCGCCGCUCAGAAUCCAACCCACGUCGCAAACUCCGAAACCGUUCCAUAGGCCACGGUGCAGGCUGCGAUACCACUGAUGAUGAAGAGAACGCAUCUGCUCAGCCUCGUCGUAAGCUUCGAGGGAAGACUAUGAGUAUUGACGACGUGCCUGCACGGCCUGCACGUAUCUCUAGGAACCAGUCUACGGGAAGUUUGCCCUCGAACGACAAGAUUGCCAUGCCUCCUAGGAUGAAGGCAAGGAAUCGAUCAACUGGCUCCCUGAACGGAAAGGACACCAAGACUAGCGAGGAGCGGAAGGAUGCGACCGGUGCGUCAUUGCUCCGAAGGGCUAGGUCGGGGCGCUCAGUUAGCUCCCUUAGCUCCAAGGAUGGCGAGCCAGAGAUGGAAAGGACCGGUUCGUCAGUGCUUCAAAGGGCGAGGUCGAGGCGCGCAAUGGUUAGCUCCCUUAGCUCCCGGAACCUGAAGGGCGAUGAGCUCGGUGGUGCCAACUCUUUGCAUACCAAAAUGCCGAGCAAAAAUGAACCCGAGGAAGGUCUCAGCCGAGAUUCAGGUCACCGACGGCGUACGCCUCGUCGAACUGCCUCGUUGGGGGCUGGCCUUGUCAAGCAUCGUUCCAGCAGUGGGUCUCCCAGCAAAGGUGAGACGAACUCAAGGCCAAGGCGACAACCACGUGGGCCACCUGGUAGUGGUGAUGCUACUCCCGACAAAGAACAAGUGGAAGAGUCGAACGCUGCGUCUCCUUCCAAAAAUAUCUCAAAGCCCAGACGUCAGCGACAUGCCUCCGUUGAUUCCACGCAAUCACCAACAAGAACUUCCAGCAAGAGAGGACCCACAAGGAAGAAAGAAGGGUCCGACGACACUGCUGGAACAUCUGAUGAAGGGGACAAGACAAGGAGCAAAUCACCGAGGCGACGAUCUGCAGCAGACACUGUGUCGAAGGCCAUGGCAGCGGACAAGAUGAGGAGUAAAUCACCGAAGCGGCGAUCUACCACAGACCUUAUGAAGAAGGCAUUGGGUUCUGAAGCGGACAAGACAAGGAGCAAAUCGCCAACAAGACGACGAUCUGCAGGAGACAAGGUGCCGAAGGCCAAAGGUUCAGAUGAAUCCGACAAAGUCACAAGGACUGACUCCAAGUCGAGAUCUAGAAGAAGCCGUCAUGGGUCUGUGGGCCGUGCAGAGGCUUCUCGUUGCAGUUUGUCAGCAGCUGACAAAACGCAUGAGCCCCAGCCUGACCCGGUUCGUUUGGCUUUAGAGAGGGCAACUGCUGCAAAGGAAGCCCGCGUUGAAGAGCACAACCUUCGAGCUGGUCACUGCUCCCUCGGAGGAGAAAGUGUAGUCCCAGCGGUGUUGCCUGUCAAAAGCAACUAGUUACUACCAGCCAGAGUAGCUCACUAGUAAAAGAUAAAAGAUUAGAUUACAUGAAACAUAAAAGAACAAGCUUGUGUGACGGAU
This is a messenger RNA of Seminavis robusta, 2883 nucleotides long. NCBI's taxonomy places the organism in Eukaryota, Bacillariophyta, Bacillariophyceae, Naviculales, Naviculaceae. The record is from the annotation of a GenBank genome assembly.